Messenger RNA from Dendrobium catenatum, 663 nucleotides. Its product is annotated as ethylene-responsive transcription factor ERF039-like. The record is from RefSeq and is a predicted model, not a curated record. Gene Ontology annotation, biological process: regulation of DNA-templated transcription. Gene Ontology annotation, molecular function: DNA-binding transcription factor activity; DNA binding. The transcript has a single exon. Lineage: Eukaryota; Viridiplantae; Streptophyta; Magnoliopsida; Asparagales; Orchidaceae. The coding region runs from base 61 to 657 and encodes 198 amino acids.
GCCCCCAUUGACAGUAUCUCCAACCACUUCUCCUUCCUCCACCUCCAUUCUUAUUUCCUCAUGGAAGAACCCCUCCCCCACCCUUCUGAUCUCAUCAUCACCUCUUCCUCCUCCUCUUCUUCUUCUUCACCCUCCUCUUCUUCUUCACCCUCCUUUUCUUUCACCUCCACCUCUUCCACCUCCCCUGCCACCCCCACUGAGUCCAAGAAACGCAGCAAAGACGCCAAAGAACCCCCUUCAUACCGCGGCGUUCGUAUGCGCAAUUGGGGAAAAUGGGUCUCAGAAAUCCGCGAACCUCGGAAGAAAUCUCGAAUCUGGUUAGGCACUUUCCCCACCGCAGAAAUGGCCGCUCGCGCCCACGAUGUCGCUGCCCUCACCAUCAAAGGCCAAUCCGCCUAUCUCAAUUUUCCAGAACUCGCCGCUGAACUCCCCCGCCCCGCCACCACCACCCCCAAAGACAUUCAAGCUGCUGCCGCAAAAGCUGCCGCCACCACUUACACUACUCAUUCCACACUGCAGCCCCAACGCUCCCCAAACACUACUUCUUCAUCCAACGGUAAUGACGACUCGCUCUUCGACUUACCCGACCUCCUCCUCGACUGGAGGUCUUGGGUUCUGCCUGAAGCCGACGAUCCUCUCCUCUGGCAAUACUAUUAGAGAUUG